Molecule: messenger RNA, 2051 nt
Organism: Calidris pugnax (ruff)
Lineage: Eukaryota; Metazoa; Chordata; Aves; Charadriiformes; Scolopacidae
Gene: DUS2
Product: dihydrouridine synthase 2
Exons: 15
Coding region: 318-1790 (490 amino acids)
Biological process (GO): tRNA dihydrouridine synthesis
Cellular component (GO): cytoplasm
Molecular function (GO): tRNA binding; tRNA dihydrouridine synthase activity; flavin adenine dinucleotide binding
Source: RefSeq, a predicted model, not a curated record
CUCAGGAGACAGCGGCGGCCCCUCCGCCUCUUCAGCUGGCGGCUGGGCCCCGCGGGAGCAAACGUGGCCCUGAGGGGGGCUCUGUCAGAGGCGGAGGAAGGGGCCCGCGAGCACCCCCCGACAUCUCCACCGGGCUCCCUCGCGGCUCCGUGCGACUGCGGCCGGGCCCGCCGGCUGCUGGGGGAGCCCUGUCCGGUUUGACAGGGUCACGCGCUGCCCCCCGCCCGCCGAAGGAAAGUUCUGGGCGUUUAAUUCUAAUUCCGCGGCACCCCACCCCCACCCCGGGAUUUUGUCUUUCAGGAAGCCCCGGCACAGGGAUGACGGUGAACACCCCCCUGUGUUUUAGGGGAAAGAAGAUCCUGGCUCCCAUGGUGCGGGUGGGGACGCUGCCCAUGCGGCUGCUGGCCCUGGACUACGGUGCCGAUAUCGUGUACUGCGAGGAGCUGAUUGACAUAAAGAUGCUGCAGUGUAAGAGGGUUAUAAAUGAAGUACUUGAAACGGUGGACUUUGUUGCACCUAAUGAAAGAGUUGUUUUCAGAACUUGUGAGAGGGAGAGGCACCAUGUUGUCUUUCAAAUGGGUUCAGCAGAUGCUGAAAGAGCUCUGGCAGUAGCUAAGCUUGUAGAGGGUGAUGUAGCUGGUAUUGAUAUCAACAUGGGAUGCCCAAAGGAAUAUUCUACUAAGGGAGGUAUGGGAGCAGCACUGCUGUCUGAUCCUGACAAAAUAGAGUCUAUACUGACUACCCUUGUUAAAGGAAUUUGUAAACCCGUAACCUGCAAAAUACGCAUUUUGCCCUCAGUUGAGGAUACUGUGAAUCUGGUAAAGAGAAUAGAAAAAACUGGUAUUGCUGCCAUUGCGGUCCAUGGAAGGAAGAAGGAGGAGAGACCUCAGCACCCUGUCCACUGUGAUGUGAUCAAAGCCAUAUCUGAAGCAGUCUCCAUUCCAGUAAUAGCAAAUGGAGGAUCUCAUGACUUCAUCAAAGAAUAUACGGACAUUGAGACCUUCCAGAAAGCAACAGGUGCCUCAUCAGUCAUGAUAGCUCGUGCCGCCAUGUGGAACCCAUCCAUCUUCAGAAAAGAGGGUCUUUUCCCCUUGAAAGAUGUCAUGCAAGAUUACAUCAAAUAUGCAGUAAGAUAUGAUAAUCACUAUACCAACACAAAAUACUGUUUGUGUCAGAUGUUAAGAGAACAGCUGGAAACUACUCAGGGUAAGAAGCUGCACGCUGCGCAGUCCACACAGGAGAUUUGUGAAGUCUUUGAAAUGGCUGACUUCUAUGAAGAAACAACAGCUAUUUUCGAAGCAAAGAAAACAUCUCUAGAAACUGAGACACAAGAUGAAGAUGACCAAAUGGAAGAUCCAGAUGUAAUAAAAAUGGCUGUUAGAUUUGACAAGCGAGAAUAUCCACCACAGAUUACUCCAAAAAUGUAUCUUCUGGAAUGGUGUAGGAAAGAAAAGCAUCCUCAGCCUGUUUAUGAAACUGUUCAAAGACCGCUGGAUAGAUUGUUCUGUUCAGUAGUGACAGUAGCUGAGCAAAAAUACAGAUCAACUCUGUGGGACAAGUCCAAGAAACUGGCAGAGCAGGCUGCAGCUAUUGUCUGUCUGAGAACAUUGGGUGUCCCGGAGGGGAGGCUGUGUGAGGGAGAAAGUCCCCUGAUAAACAAACGCAAGAGGGAAGAUCAGGAGCGUUUGAAUAACAGAGACCACGGAGAAGACCUCGCUGAGCCUUCCCAUAAAAAAGCUAAUUUUAUUGAAGGAACUUCUGACAUGAAUGUGCCUAAGGUGCCACGAUAGCAUGGCAAUUAGAGGUUUCACGCGUAUGCGGCUACAGAUUAGCUCCUGUUUGUAUAUCUUGCUGUUCACAUUUCGUUUGGAUUCUCCUGGAGAUGGAUUAAUUCCCCAGUUGUGAAAAAUGCCAAUGAGAUGUUUACUGUUCACCACUCACUAUCCCUAUGGUGCCUUCCAGACAGGAUAAAUCAGCAACAUGAUUUUAAAGAAUAUUGAGAAGAUUAUCCAAAAUAAUAAAUUUUUUAAAAAAUAUCUGACAUUCUCAAA